GGUCUGGAAGCCACUGCACGGCGUCAGCAAUCCAGUUCUCCAACAUGGCGAGUCUACGCAUCAGUGAAUUGUUUGACGUCACCGGCCGAUGGAUUGCAAUCACUGGUGGAGCCUCUGGCAUUGGACACAUGCUGGCGCGAGGAUGCGUUGUCAAUGGGGCCAACGUCAUUCUCAUAGACAUAAAUGAGAGGGCGCUUUCGGAUACCAAGACGGAACUUGAGAGUUUAGCGACGUCUUCCAACUCGGAUGUUGAAGUGGUGAUGUUCGUCCCACUCACUAGUGCCCCAACCUUAGCACCCGUUGACCCUGCUGGCAGUAUUCGUGGUGACCUUUCCAGCGAAGACAUGGUCAAAGAUGUGGUUGAGACAAUCAGAUCCUUGCGAACAUCGUUAGAUGCAUUGAUUCACUGCGCCGCUGUUCGAUACAUGAACGACAUUACGUACACGCCAGGCGACAGUCUGAGUCAGCUCGAGGCCGCGACAUUAUCAGCUCCGUACAAAGGCUGGGAACAUACUUUUCGCCUGAAUGUCCUUGCCCCAUACUAUUUGACAGCCGGAUUAAUCAGUCUCUUGGGCUCGGCAGCCGCACAAGGAGACGGACGGGGCUGCGUCAUCUUGUUCAGUAGUCCAGCCAGCGUGCAUAACCACCAGUUUGUUCCCUGCUACCAAACAUCCAAGGCCGCCGUGGACCACCUUGUCAGAAUCAUGGCGGCCGAGUUCGCAAACUUCUACAUUCGCAUCAAUGCCAUGUCUCCUGGGAUCGUUCCCUCGGGAAUGACUCCCGACGACGGCACUUCGAACCUCCGCUUAGCAAGUGAAACCCCUGCCAAGAGGGCAGGAAAUGAAGAGGACAUGGUUGGGUGUGCUCUUUGGUUAAUGAGCAAGGCUGGUGCUUUCAUGGACGGAAAGGUGGUUCGCGUUGAAGGCGGAAGGUUGCUUAUCCUGAAAGGCGUCACUUCUAACUCAGAUUAGACAUUCGAUUGAUAAUGGAGAAUCAACUAGCACAAUCACACGCGGCAGUCUUCGGCCAGCCCAUCUUC
Molecule: messenger RNA, 1039 nt
Organism: Colletotrichum destructivum
Lineage: Eukaryota; Fungi; Ascomycota; Sordariomycetes; Glomerellales; Glomerellaceae
Product: Putative short-chain dehydrogenase/reductase SDR, NAD(P)-binding domain superfamily
Exons: 3
Coding region: 45-971 (308 amino acids)
Source: RefSeq, a predicted model, not a curated record